GAUCAUCCUGCAAAGUCUAAAUUUUGGAUGACAAAUCCAGUCUUACUUUUGCACAACUCCAGUCUAUUUUGGUUUCAAAUGAGUUUGCUAGUCAGAAAAUGUAAAUUCAUUUAAACUAAGAUAAGCAGACCACAGCCUUGUGAAAUCACUUCUGUAUUUUAUGAAGGCUCUUUCCAUUAUCAAAAACAAGGAAUUUGCUUGUUUUUUAUUGGUGUGUAAAGUUUGCAUGCUAUUGCUCUAUUAGCUCCCCCUCUGUUAUUGAUUCGAUAGUGACUUUCUCCAGGAUAUAAAGCAAAGAAGCGUGGCUUCUGCACCACUGUGAGGUCUAUUCUUUCUGUGGAUUUAGAGAAUGCAGAAACUAAGACAUCUUCUCAGACUGAAGAACAAACUUCUGAAGGAAUGCUUAGCAGAGUUUCUGGGAACAUUUGUUCUGUUACUGUUUGGAUGUUCUGCUGCUGCUCAAGUGAAAACAAGUCAUGAGACUAAAGGCCAGUAUUUAUCUAUCAAUAUGGCCUUUGCUAUCGGAGUCAUUUUUGCUAUGUACAUCUCACGAGGAGUUUCAGGAGCACACCUAAACCCAGCAGUUUCCCUCAGUUUUUGCAUGAUUGGCCGAUUUCCUUGGACCAAAGUACCUAUUUAUAUAUUUUUUCAGAUAUUUGGUGCAUAUAUGGCUUCUGCUACUGUAUUUGCCCUUUAUUAUGAUGCUAUAAUGAAUUACAGUGGUGGUAAUCUGACAGUUACUGGAUCCCAAGAAACUGCCUCCAUCUUUGCUACCUAUCCAUCUGACUACCUGUCUCAAGCAAACGCAUUUUUUGAUCAGAUUGUAGGAACAGCUGCUUUGCUGCUCUGUAUUCUGCCAAUUGAAGAUGCCCACAAUAGCCCUGCUCCGAAAGGCUUUGAACCAGUACUUGUUGGAUUUCUGGUACUAGGAAUAAGUAUGUCGAUGAGUUCAAACUGUGGUGCUGCCAUCAAUCCAGCACGUGACCUGGGCCCAAGACUCUUCACAUGGUCUGCAGGCUGGGGGACAGCGGUGUUCACGGCCUUUGAUAACUGGUGGUGGAUCCCUAUUGUUGCUCCUAUGUUAGGAGGGGUGAUUGGUGCUUAUAUUUAUCUGCUUUUCAUUGAAUUUCAUCAUGAAGAUUCUGACAUGGUACAGCAAAUCAAGCCUUUGACGAAUCAAGGGGAUAUUACAUCACUUGCAAAUAAAAGCUCCAAAAGUGGAUCAUUUGAGAACAUUGCAGUUGAUGGGGAGAUGCAGAUGCUUAGAAUAGACCAUGACAGCAAAGAAGAAAAGCCUGAGGAAUGGGGCUAUCACAUCAGUAGCCGGCUUUAAAACACAGAACCAAGGCAAGACAGAAGAUCACAUUGGCUGCCUCAAAACAUUUCAAAUGAACUUUUAACUUGUUUAGUUCAAUUUAGUUUGUUUAUAGAUAGAACUUUUCAGUGAAGAUGUGCUCAGAGGGCUUAUUCACAUGCACUAAUAGAAAAGAGCAACAAAACAAUUACAGAAAUGCAACAUUUUCACGCAUGAACAUACAUAUAAUUUUAUAUGAACAGUAAAAUAGAAAUACAUAAAUGUACCCUAAAAUUCCGUGAUUUUUAUUGUAACAGAAGAUCUUGCCAGUGGAUGGGGAAGAGCAAAACAAAACUUCAAUUAACAACAUUCUUGGAGAAAUACAGCCUCUGAAGAGACAAUGGUCUAUUGAGAAAAGCAAUGUCACAAUUCAGUUGACCUAAGCCUUCUCGCUAACCUUCUGCAUCCUUCAAUAUCAUAUGGGGUCCAUAACUAUACUCUAGUAUAACCCAGUGGGCUAGUGUUUUGAUUGUCACUGUUGGCACUAAUGGUUCUCAUCCAUUCUGAUGUUCUCUUCCAUAGCCAGGAGGUACAGCUUGAUCAACACAUCAGUGCCAGUAAGUGAAACAGCAGGACACCAAAGAAAAACAAGAUAAUGUGAAAAAGGUAGCACCAAUGGCUAAUAAUGUUUGACUAUUUUAUUAAAGAAAAACAACUGAGAGACAUUCUAGCAGCAUAUGUCACCUAAUCCAGGUGUUUUAUGCUAAAAGAACUGGUCUUCAACCUACAUUAAAAUGCUUUUCCUUUUCUCUCUGCCUGAAAGUUCUUUGGACAAGGAAGUACAUCAAUUACUUAAAAAUAACUUCAACAAAGGAUACUGAGGUAUUACUGUAAGCUGGCAAGGUUCAGAUAACGGAAACAUUCUCUUUCAUGCAAAAUAAUUUAUGAAUCCAGCUUCCUGGUACUGAAAUGAAAAUUGCCACCCUGAAAACUCUGUCUUGUUAUUUUAUUGAGUAAUCAGGAAAUUUAGACAGCUGAUAGAGAAGAAUUGAGAAAAACAGAAAGGAGUGCAUAUGGAGUUAUUUAAUUGGGAGAAGACUUAUGAUAGCAUGCCACGUCAAGAGGCCCGGAGGUGCAUGAGAGAGAAAGGAGUACCAGAGAAGUAUGUAAGGAUUGUUCAGGAUAUAAAUGAGAAAGUGAGGACUCUGGUUAAAAGCAGCAUUGGAGUAACAGACAAGUUUCCAGAUAGAGUUGGUCUGCACCAAGGAUUAUCUUUAAAUCCUUAAGUUUUUGAUCUGGUUAUUGAUAUGUUGACGUGUGAGAUAAAAGACUAUAUUUUGAUGAUGAUAUUGUGUUUUGUUCCAUCAGAAAAGAGAAAGUGUAGAGGAAGUUAGAAUAAUGGAGAAGGGUUUUAGAAGAUAGAGGGUUGAAAAUAAAUAGGAAAAAGACAGAACAUAUAAGGAUUAAUGAUGAUCAGGAUUCAGAGGUUAGCCUACAGGGAGAACUAUUUAAAUGAGCGGAUACAUUUAAAUAUCUAGGAUCAGUGGUAGCUCAAGAUGGAAAACUAGAUACAGAGAUAACCCAUAGAGUGCAGUGUGGAUGGAACAAUUGGAAGAAGGUAUCUGGAGUAUUCUGUGAUCAAAGAAUUAAGGCAAAGGUUAAAGGUAAGGUUUUUAAGACAGUGGUGAGACCAGCAGUGAUGUAUGGAGCUGAGACAUGGGCAGUAAAAGGAACACAGGAGAAGUUGUUAGAUGUGGGAGAAAUGAGAAUGUUGAGGUGGAUGUUCUGGUUGCAAAAAAAGACAGAAAAAUAAAUGAGACAAUCAGAGGUACAACAAAAAAGGGAGAGGUAUCUUAGAGAAAGUACAGGAAAAUAGGUUGAAGUGGUUAUAGACAUGUGGUGAGGAAAAGAGUGAUGGGGAAUGGAAGUACAGGGGAAGGGAAAAUGACGAAGGCCAAAGCAGAGAUGGAUGGAUGGAUUUCACUGAGGAGGUGGUGCAGGACCUAACUGUUUGAAGAAGGUUGAUCAAGCACAUCGACUCCACAUGGAAGUGGGAAAAGAUGAAGAGGAAUGAAGGAAAUUGAAAUUGGGGCUGAUUUUCUCUCUCUUUUUCUAGCCCCUCUUUCUAUUUGCUAUGUUAACUUCUCUUGAGAACUGUACAUGAAUGAUGGAGCUGCAAACAUGAAAAACUAAGCUGAAUUUCAUACAACCUGCCUGAAGACAUCAGAAAACAAGCCACGUUUUCACAAUACAUACUUGUAAUCUAUUAGUUGAAACAAUUUCCUCUUGAAAAUUUAACUUGUCAAAAAAGUAAUUAAAAUACAUUUUGCACAUGAAAACAAAGAGGAUCAGUACAUUAACAUAUUCUUUGUUUUAUUGCUGACAUUGCAACUCACCAGCAACAAUUAUGAAGCAGAAGAAUACAACUAUUAGUCAAUGUUAUGGAAACCCUGGUUGUGUCAUAAAGUAUUGUAAGAUAAAGGGAUCAAAUGAAAAAAAAGCAAAAAAAAUCAUACUUAAGGUCAAAAUCAGGAGAGCAAUCUGGGAAUCAAACCAAAACAGAGGAAGCCAAAAGCAAAGUCAAAAAGCAAAAUUACAGUGUCUUCAGCUGAAACAAAACCUGAACUAUCUUGGGAUUUUUGCCAAUAAACUGUCUAUAUACUGUCUGAAGUAUUUAUUCAAUCUACUGCAAAUUCUGAAGAAUCUGGAUGUGGCCAUUUUAUGUGUACCACUGUUGCAAAUCAGCGGGUUACCCUUUUGUCUCAUCAACCUAAUUGUUUAGCUGGCCUUUUUUCUUAUUCUUCUCUCACUAAAGUGCUUUUGGAUGAUAUGUGCAUUUAGUAUAAAUUUAGGAAUGUAUCUUCUUAGUCAUUGUUUUAAACAGAUUAAGUGUUUCUAUUAUCAUUUUAUUUCCAUUUACCUUAUUUCUGCAGUUUGCUCCUUAAACUGAAUCUAAAUGCUGACAAUUAGUGAUGAGCAGGCACAGAUGCAAAUAACAAAGAAUUAUUAAAGCAGAUCUGCUACUUCAAUGUCACAUUCAUUUAUGAACUAAGUGUUUUUCAUCCAGCAGUGUGUGACGAGUUGUCAUUGUUUAUAAUGGUAGUGGGUCAUGACAGGUCAUGAACUUGUUCGUGGUGGGUGGAUGCUCCAACAAUUGCACUUGUUCCACAAAACACCUCCAAUGAUUGCACUUAACUCACGAAGGAGGAAACCCACCCCAGCUCUGUUGAUCGAGCUUAAUUCACCAAGGGGGUCAAAAAGACACUUUUAUGGGAUAAAGUGCAUCACAAACCCAAAAAAGGUUGAGAAACACUGCUAAGUAGUAAUAAAAGGCUAAGUCGUCCUGAAGUUCAGUCCAGCAGAUCUCCAUAAAUGCAGGUGUUCAUCCCAACAACCUUCUGCUUUUAACUGGACUCCUGCCUUUAUUACACAAGCUGCUAGUUCCCAGUUUCUGCAUUUUUUUUGUUGCAAUCCAGAAAUUACAAAAUGGCUUUGCUAAAUUUUUAGGAGCAUAUAUCAAACAUUUGUGUGUGAGAUUAUUGUUCCUUUUCAUGCUUUUUAAAAUUUUACACUUUUUCAUGUUCUGGUCAUUAAAGCCUUUUUUAUUAAUCAGCUCGCAAGAGAAUUCUGUACUGGAGUAGCUGCUCUCUUUGGUAUCCAGUGUCAUUUGCCCCUGUGUCAGUAUUGCUCACCACGAUCUGUCAGCAUGUGGAUAUAGUUAAGGGAGUAAACUGCACAGGAAAAGGUGAAUGAAAAAGAAAAUGGUAAAUGAAACUUAAUAUUUAAAGAUGCAAAUUUCUGCAUUUUGUUUGUAUGUAAAUAUACUAGCACAUGUUUCUGAGUGCAAAGUAAGAGAAAAAAUCAAUUUGAUCAUUUAGAAGUAAGACUAGACCAUUUAUUUGUAAAACUGGUUGGAAUGAAACACUGAAGCCACAGUGGUACCCCAAGACUGAACUUUGGAACUCCUGCUAUAAAGAAAGCCAAUAACAUCAUAUGUCCUGUCACUGGUGGUCACAUCAUACCUCCCUCUGACUAGAUGUUGACUCAGAGAGAGGGAGAGACUCAGCAGCGGAUCAUUGAGUUUGUGUUGUAUUGUAAGUAUUGCAUUUCAUGUGUCCUUUCUGGAUUUGAUGAUUUCCCUCUCUAGUAUUGACGUCUGCUCUCAUUGGAUGACCUGGACCUGUUAGUCUUAAAUUGCCUAAUAGACAUACCCGUUUGUCUUACUUUUUUGCCUUUUACCAUUUUAUGUCCUUUUUAUGAACAUUUAUAUAGAUUUCUGUAUUUAUAAAGGUACAUGUUUAGAGUUGUCUAAACAAUCCAGAGGUUUAUGGUUCCCCUCUCCCUUGCAAAGCAUUUUUGUGAAUUUUAGGACAAUAGAAAAUUAUUUUGACUGUUUAAAGUCAACUCUCUAUUUUGUGUCUGUAUAGGCUAAAGCAUGCAGGUAGGAGUUGGGGACUGACUGGCUUGGUUUAUAUGAGCAGGCUGGUUAAUGUCCUGACCUGCUUUUUGGAGCAUUCAGAAGGCUUGACACCUCUUUUGCCAUGUUUGUGACUACUUUAUACAACAGAAAAUACACUAAAACAUAUGCUAAAAACAAGAUAGUUGUCAGUCAACCAGGCAGAGGCUUUGGUUUGCAUAGUAGAACACUCAAAAAUGAGUGCAUAGGCUCAGGCACACAGAGUCAAAGGUGCUACUUGAUGCCCAGCCAUGCUAACAAUAUUGGCAGUCAGUAAGAUGAUCCCUGGAAUCCGGACCAUCCUUUUAUAAUAGACUGAAGCAAAAUAAAACAACAAGCACUUGUGGGCCUUUCACAGGAUCUAGUGUAGCAAUUCAUGUAUGGCAACUAACUGUCCUACCAGUGUUACCAGGGUAAACUCAACUUUUCUAUAUUUGUUUAUAAGUUUAUUUAUUCAUUUAUUCAGUUUAUUGCUGCUUUCACCUAGAGUACAAUAUUUUGCACAAUACCGGUUCUCUAAUGGCCGAUGAUGUUACAAAAUUGUAAGAUGAUGAACACCCUAUAAUGGGCUGUGUCUUUUACUACACAUUUAUUAAACACCAUAUUUCUGAGGUCCACUUGGUAAUGAUUUGUAGCUUUUCCUAAUUUCAAAUUUAAAUUCUAUUCUUUAUGUGUGAAUAAUUUUUAAAUAUUUUGAAAUAUGGUAUGUACUUUCUUUCAUAUUGUUUAGAGCUGACAGCUUUUAAAAACAUUAGUUGUCUGUUUGUUU
Molecule: messenger RNA, 6519 nt
Organism: Erpetoichthys calabaricus (reedfish)
Lineage: Eukaryota; Metazoa; Chordata; Cladistia; Polypteriformes; Polypteridae
Product: aquaporin-10-like
Exons: 6
Coding region: 350-1333 (327 amino acids)
Biological process (GO): water transport; glycerol transmembrane transport
Cellular component (GO): basolateral plasma membrane; plasma membrane
Molecular function (GO): water channel activity; urea transmembrane transporter activity; glycerol channel activity
Source: RefSeq, a predicted model, not a curated record